Molecule: messenger RNA, 255 nt
Organism: Arvicanthis niloticus (Nile rat)
Lineage: Eukaryota; Metazoa; Chordata; Mammalia; Rodentia; Muridae
Product: serine protease inhibitor Kazal-type 1-like
Molecular function (GO): serine-type endopeptidase inhibitor activity; protein binding
Source: RefSeq, a predicted model, not a curated record
AUGAAGGUGGCAAUUAUCUUUCUUCUCAGUGCCUUGGCCCUGCUCAAUUUAGCAGGUAACACUACAGCUAAGGUGAUUUUAAGAAAGGCUAAUUGCGAUGCUACAAUUCCUGGAUGUCCCAAGAAUUAUAACCCUGUGUGUGGGACUGAUAAAUUUACUUAUGCCAAUGAAUGCCUUUUGUGCUUUGAAAACAGGAAACGCCUAAAUCCUGUCCUCAUUGAAAAACUUGGGGCUUGUGAAAAUUCAAGAAUUUGA